AUGGCAAAACACAAAUUCCCAUUCUCCUCCGUCAAACUCACCACCCUCGUCGAAAUGAGCGCUGCCAAUGGCGGAAAUGGAACGGAAUAUUCCUCCGCAUCUCAACCGCACGUGAACAAAAGUACCUCUUCAUCGGACAGUGUCGGCAAUAAAGCUCUUUACUUUCUCAAUUGCUGUAAGAACAAAAUCCAUCUCUUUCAAAUCCAAGCCCAAUUGAUUACUUCCGGUGUUUUCCAAGACCCAUCUUUCUCCGGCCGCCUUUUGAAGCUCUCGUCGAGUUUAAUCGACGAUUUGUGCUACACGCUUCUGAUUUUCAAGUGCAUCGAUUUUCCCGAUGCGUUCUGUGUCAACACUGUAAUCAAGGGUUACACUUGCAGCAACCACCAUCAAAUAGCUGUGUCGUUUUAUGCGGAAGCGCUGAGAAGGGGUGAUUUUUACCCCAAUGGGUUCACUUUUCCGCCAUUGAUUAGUGCUUGCGCUAAAUUGGGUUGCUUGAGUUUGGGGCAAAUGUGCCACGGCCACGCGCUGAAGUUCGGUGUGGUGGACCACGUUCUGCCUGUUCAGAACUCUUUGCUUCAUUUCUAUGGUUGCUGCCGGCUCGUAGAUGUUGCGGGUAAGGUGCUCGACGAAAUGCCUGUGAAAGACUUGGUUUCGUGGAACACGGUUAUCGGCGGUCUUGCAAAGGCUGGUGAAAUGGAAUCAGCCCACAAGAUGUUCGAUGAAAUGCCUAGGAAGAACGUGGUUUCUUGGAAUGUUAUGAUCACCGGGUAUUUGAAUUUCCGCAGCCCCGGAAAUGCGCUGCAGUUGUUCAGAAGAAUGAUGUCGCGGAAUUACGAGAGCAACGACACUACCAAAGUGCAAGUAAUUGCGGCUUGUGCGAGGUCUAAUAGAUUGAAGGAAGGGAAAUCAAUCCAUGGAUUCAUUAUCAAGGCAUGUACGGAUUUCAGUUUGAUUAUAGAUACAAAUAUGAUCGAUAUGUAUAGCAAAUGCGGUAGAACCGAUAUUGCUCGGAAAAUCUUCGAUAAAAUGCCGAUAAAAAAUCUCGUUUCUUGGAAUGCAAUGAUUUUAGGUCACUGCAUUCAUGGGGAUCCGGUCGAUGGGCUUAGUCUUUAUUCAGAAAUGGCGGAUAAAAUUAACCCCGACGAACUGACCUUUAUUGGUGUUUUGUGCGCUUGUGCUCGCUUAGGAUUAUUGACUGACGGGAAAAAUUACUUUUCAGAAAUGAUCGAUUUAUUUCAUUUGAAGCCCAAUUUUGCACAUUAUUGGUGCAUGGCUAAUUUAAUGGCUAACAUUGGUCGAAUGGAAGAGGCGGUGAGUAUCUUAAGGAAUAUCCCGACCGACGAGGAUUUUUCUCCGGAAUAUUCCUUUUGGGCGGGGUUAUUGGGGUCGUGCCGUUUUCAAGGGGAUGCGACUUUAGGGGAGCAAAUUGCGAAGGAGUUGAUUGAGCAAGAUCCGUCGAAUUUUUCGCAUUACAAUUUAUUGGUUAAUGUUUAUGCUUUAGCGGGGAAACGGGCGGAAGUUUCUAGAACAAGGGAGAUGAUGAAGGAGAGGGGGAUUAAGAGAGUGGCUUGUUGUAGUCUUAAGGACUUGACUGAAAUAGUUUGCGAUAACGCGAAAAGAAUCAAGGAGAUUGGUGCAGAAUGUUGA
Erythranthe guttata (spotted monkey flower) is the source of this 1647-nucleotide messenger RNA. NCBI's taxonomy places the organism in Eukaryota, Viridiplantae, Streptophyta, Magnoliopsida, Lamiales, Phrymaceae. The record is from RefSeq and is a predicted model, not a curated record.